AUGAAAACCUUGCAGUCAUGCACUUUUGAAGAGCUCACUAUUUCUUCGGCACUGAAAGACAGAGACGGAGAAGGAGGCACAAGCAAGGAGUGCAUGACGUCGUCGUCACUCAGCUCUUGCGAGGCAUAUUGUGCUGAUUACUCCAUUGAAUUCUGCUUGGGCAGAUCUGUUUGUCUCCUAUACUGCCUCUCUCACUACGCUCAUCUUCUUCAGCAAGUCAGUGUUGUUUGUGAUGGGCUUUCUCGUCACUUUCUGCGGGAUUUGCCUUCAGUGCUGAGGCUUACGCUGCGUUCUGACAUUUCCAUCCCUUAUUGA
Messenger RNA from Thelazia callipaeda (thelaziosis nematode), 315 nucleotides. The record is from the annotation of a GenBank genome assembly. NCBI's taxonomy places the organism in Eukaryota, Metazoa, Nematoda, Chromadorea, Rhabditida, Thelaziidae.